Molecule: messenger RNA, 1059 nt
Organism: Colletotrichum spaethianum
Lineage: Eukaryota; Fungi; Ascomycota; Sordariomycetes; Glomerellales; Glomerellaceae
Product: AB hydrolase superfamily protein
Exons: 2
Coding region: 1-1059 (352 amino acids)
Molecular function (GO): hydrolase activity
Source: RefSeq, a predicted model, not a curated record
AUGUCAUCCGGCGUCGGGCAUGAGGCCCUCAACCCGAUCAAUCCUGCAUUACUUCCCAGACUCGAGCCAAAGUUUAUCGAGCUCUACAAUACUCACGUGGCCAAUACUCCGAACAAGCCCAUUGACUUGGAUGUCCUUCGCAAGGUGUACUCAAGGCUCUACGGCUAUGGCACCGCCCCCGCGCCAGACUGCGCAAAAGAGUACGAAACGACGGUACCGGGAUGGGAAAAAUAUCCGGGUGACAUAAAGAUUCGGGUUUAUGUGCCACAUGGAGAGCAGCCAGCAGAGGGAUGGCCUGUCCACUUCGAUUUUCACGGUGGUGGCUGGGGCCUUGGCGAUCUCGAAACAGAAUCGCACAUCUGUAGGCAUAUCUGCGUGAAGGCAUCUGUCAUUGUCGUCGACGUCGAUUACCGCCUCGUUCCCGAGUUUCCCUUCCCAACUGGCCUGUAUGACUGCUUCUCUGUUGUCAAGAGCGUCCUCGCAGAACACAAGAGCUACGCUGUGAACCCAGCAAUUAUCACAUUCGGCGGUGUGUCGGCUGGCGGCAACAUUGCGCUGGCUGUGAACCACCUCUGCCGCGAUGCAGGGAACAAGGUCAAGGCCGUCGUCGUUGGCACGCCGACCAUUGCGGACAUCUCUCAGUUCCCAACCGCGGCUGAUGCCGGCAAAGUCUACCCCUCGCUUGGGGAGAUGGAGUUUGCCCCUCUUCUCAAUUGGGCGCGUUUAAAGUGGUUCGACACGUUGAAAUGGGCGUCGCUGUCACAGGACAACGAUGUUCUGCGGGCAGAGCAAGAGCAGGACGCGGGAUGGUUCCGAGACCUUAUGACAGCACCAAACUGUGAAAAUCUUGCCGAUCUAACGGUCGUUAUGACAGCAGAAUGCGAUCCUUUGCGAGAUGAGGGCGAGGCUUACGGUAACAUGAUCAAGUCGAAGGGAAACGAUGUUAUCAUCAAGAGGUUUGCAGGUGUUCCACACCCAUUUCAGCACAUGGAUGCCGCUCUGCCACAGGCGAGUGAGUUUAUUGAAGACACAAUCCAGCAUGUCAAAUCAGUACAGUAG